AUGACUCAGAAGCGAGGAAGACCACCUGUACCAGAGCGAGGGCAAGACAUAAGAGAGGCUUUGAGUUUUGAUCCAAAAAAUCCAACAAUGCAACCUCAAGAGGAUGAGAAUCCUCUGCCAGCAGCGAGAGUUGUGCAGAAGAAGCCUCUCAAGAGCAGACCGCCUAUUCAUCCCUUUGAUAAGAGUCAUUCAACACCUGUUCUUCAUUCUUCACUGCCUCUGGGAUCCUCAGCCAGGUGCUCAUCACCAUCUCUGACCAUGGCUUCUGUAAACGUGCAGUCACCCGUAUCGCAUUCGACCGAGGUGUCAUCCCUGUCGCCGAGGGUCGUUCAGGUUCCUGCCAUUAGUACAAUGCCGAAACCUGGUGUUUUCCCUGUGAUAUCUUCAUCAGCAUCGGCUGCAAUUAUUGCAUCUGUCAAUACCUCACCUUCGAAAAUGAUGGCAGUUGAUGCCCAGUCCAGACUUGGGACUGGAGUCUCUUCUCCAAAUGUUACCAUGCAGAAUCAAACGAUACAGGGUCUCGUCAGACCACCAGUGACGGCACUGUUUGCAUCGCCAAAGAGCUCUUCGGUGAGCAACAAUCCUCACCUGGCAUCUGCCAUCGAAGGCAUAUCUGCGAUGUCGGCCACCAUGUCCCAGUUCACUUCUCCGAUCCCGACCACGAGCAGAGGAACGCCGACCGGAGGUCGGGUAUCCUCGACACGCAUCGCUUCUGUGGUCACGAAAGGUGGGGCGAGCAUGUUGGUCAUUGCGACCCCUUCGUCGACCGACCCGGCCGUAUGUACGUAUCACCUCUAUAUGGUGUCCCCUGGGCCUUGUAACAAGCAAGGGAAUGUAACUGGGCCCCAGACCUUGAAUAAAACCCCACUUCGAUCUGAACCAAGUAGUACCAGUUCUCAGCCUGAACUAAGUUGUACUAGCUCUCCAUCUGAACCAGUUAGUACUAGUUCUCAUUCUGAACCAAGCAAAAUCAGUUCUCAGGCUGAACCUACGUUAGAGACACGAGAAGUCCCAGAUGUUUGUUGUGAGCAGGAGAUUGUUACAUCAGAGAAUAAUACACAUGGCAAGAAUGUGGAUUUUGAGUCAUCACCGACGGAAAGUAUCUCAGUGCUCAAACGAAAGCAUGAUGCAGAAAUUCCAUGCUCUGACCAAGUCCAGAAACUUUCAGAAGAGGAAUCCAAUACCUCUUUGCCGGUUGCCAAGAAGAAACGUGUUAGUAGGAGACCUCAACCCAAAAUGGUACAGAGGAAGCCGAAGCAGGUACCACAGCCUGUGGGUUUGGUUUACAGCAUGGAGACUUCUGCAAGGCCCAUGAACCAAUCCAUGGUUGCAGGAAAAUCUCGUAAAAGGCAUGCAAUCACUGCCAUUGAGAAUAUUCCAGGAUCUAAGAAGCCUGGCUUUCAGCAUGGGGGUAAGCAUCAGAAACGCAGAAAGCCCAGAAGACAGGGUAAAAGAAAAUAUCAGUUGGCAUUAGUGCCUGACACACAUGGUGCAAAAGGGAAGGACACAGAAAAACGUGAUGUUUCAAGUGAGAAUUCUGGACAGGUAGCUACCUUCAAGCCUGAAGCAAGGCUCCCAAAGAAACCAGAAGAAGCCUCAGCCAACUGGAAGAAGUUGCUUCAGAUGCUACCCAAGCUUGAGCCAAAAACUGAUCAGAAGCCUGCAAAGUACUAUAUUGAGAAGCGCAGGAAGUUAGCAGAACUGAAGAAGAAGCGAAAAGAGGUUAAAGACUCAAAAGUUCGAAGGGUGAAACCAAAACAGGUCGAGGAAGUUUUUGGACGUCUGGGACUUGAAUCAAGUCCAAGGAACCUUCCACUUUGUGACUUGUGCCUACUACUGCUGAAGAAACCACACUCUUUCCAGGGGUUGACAAAAGUGAUAGCCAUGGACUGUGAAAUGGUGGGUGUAGGGGAAGAUGGUUCCGACAGCAUCAUUGCUCGUGUAUCUAUUGUGAAUCACUUUGGCCACUGCGUCUAUGACAAGUUUGUGAAACCAACUGAGAGAGUCACUGACUAUCGCACCAAAGUCAGUGGUGUCACCCCUGAACUUGCUGCCAAUGGAGAGGAGUUUGAGGUGGUGCAGAAAGAAGUGGCUGAGAUUCUGAAUGGCCGAAUCCUGGUUGGCCAUGCUCUCAAGCAUGACCUCAAUGUCCUCUUUCUGUCACAUCCCAGGAAGAAAUUAAGAGACACAUCAAGGUUCCGGCCCUUCCGUGCCCUCUUCAAUGGUAAGACCCCCAGCUUGAAGAAUCUCUGUGCUCAGCUCUUGGGGGUCACUGUGCAAGUUGGAGAGCACAGUUCGGUGCAAGAUGCCCAGGCAGCAAUGCGCUUGUAUACCAUGUACCGGAAGCAGUGGGAAAGCGAGAUGAAGGAGAUGAAAGUAGGGAUCAUAGCUGGGACAGGGCUUGCAAAUCUGGAUCUCUUGUCUGAGCCACAAGAAUGGCACGCCGACACCAUCUUUGGCAAGCCAAGUGACGUCCUCAUUCAUGGGAAGAUCAGUGGUGUGGACUGUGUUCUGCUCUCCAGGCAUGGUCGCAAGCAUUCCAUCAUGCCAAGCAACAUCAAUUUUCGUGCAAAUGUAUGGGCCCUGAAGGAGGCUGGCUGCACGCACAUACUUGUGUCCUCUGCAUGUGGUUCCCUACGGGAAGACUAUGCUCCUGGGGAUCUUGUCCUCUUCGACCAGUUCAUUGACAGGACAACAAUUCGCUCUGUCACGUUCUUUGAUGGGAGCCCCAUGAGCCCACCUGGAAUCUGCCACCUCCCAAUGGACACUCCAUUUUGCCCUCACACAAGAGAGUUGCUGAGGGAAGCAGCCCAAGACUUGGGUCUUAAAUGCCACUUAACAGGGACUGUUGUGACUGUUGAGGGACCACGAUUCUCCUCUAAGGCAGAGAGUCGCAUGUUCAGGGCAUGGGGUGGGGAUGUCAUCAAUAUGACCACCUUUCCUGAGGUGGUCCUAGCCAAGGAGGCUGGGUUGUGCUAUGCAGCCAUCGGGAUGGUGACCGAUUACGACUCGUGGCGGCAUGGGAGCAACGAUGUCCAUGUUGAUCUCAACAUGGUCAAGAGCACUCUUCAGCUGAGUGGGAAAAACCUCAUUGAGAUAUUGACUCAUGCUGUCCCAAAAGUGGCAGCAAAGGACUGGAAAUCCAUUAUUCAAGCCAACAAGUCGGAAUCUUCCUGUCUGCCUCUCAUGUCCCAUAUGGAAGAGCCAGUCGAAGAACUGGAGGACGACAUCUCCGUCGUCUUCGAGGACAAGUUCCCAAGUGACUACCUGUCAGAAUUGGAGGAGGUCUCGAGAAACGUCCGGGUUCCUGCCGACUUUGAGAGGGACACAAAUCCCUACUUCCAUCCGCCAGACUCAACCCAGGCCCAGGGAAAGGAAUGCAGUGAGAAAUCGGACAAGAAAUUCCUUUGGUCAUUGCAGGACAAGGUGAUAGCAACAGCUCUAACCAAGGAGAUUUUGGAAUCAGGUCUCCUGUUGAGAGAGGAUCAGGAAUUCUUGCAAGAGGUCUUGCACAUGUCUGACGCUUCCAAAACCCUUAUCCAUGAGUUGGUCAGCUGGAAAGAAGUAGGACUUGGAUUGCUCUUGGCCCUCUCCUGCGGAUGGGUGUUCGGUCCCAUGGUCUCUGCUGCGCUCGUCCUCCUUCCGGCUUCAGGCUAUGCCGGGUGGAGAUGGUGGACCCGAAAGUCCCUCAGAGACAGGUUCAGGGUCCAUCUGGCCGCUGUUCAGUCAGCCAACCGCAUCCUCCACAGCUGCCUCAUUUUCCUCCAGGAGAGAAUCUACAUUGCCAAGGGAUUCACUCUGUUGGUAGAUCGUCGUUGCACAGGAUCCUGGCUCACUGGUCUGGAUUCCUCAUCUCCCCAUUUCUGCACCAAUCUUCGGGAAGCAGUUCUCAAGGUCACUCUGAAGCUCCAGGAGACAUUUGCCACAAGCACCCAGAAGCUCAUUCAAGAGAUUCCACUCGUCUGUGGCCUCGAGAACCCCUGUGACUACUUGCACCUUUUGUUGUUGAAAAUGGAAGAUGCAGAUGGCCUGAAACUAACUAGGCUGAAGGUACUGUGCAGAUAUGAAGGAUUCUCAAUGAUGCUUGCACACCAAUCAGAGUUCUUUCGGCGUCUUGCCCUCUCUCUUCAAUCGCACCUUUGUGAAGCACAGAGACCAGUCCAGACCGUGUUAAAGGUGAUGGAAGCCUUUGACUAUGUGCAAGGGGCUGGAGAAGGAUUAGAGAGAAGCUUGCAGUUGCAGCGUGCAUCUCUGCGCUCAUCCACAAAGGAGAUCGCCCCUCAAGACCCUGAGGGCCCGCGAGACAGCUAUUUGAAACCCAAUGCACACGUGUUUGUACACAGUCUCACCUUGCAUCUGGAGGCUGCCCUUGCAAAAGCCCUAAAACUGGAAGAGGAUGUGGCUAGAGCUACAGGAGAUUUGGAUUCAGAAUUUGAAGAACUUCGUCUUGAACUCCUGGCAUGCUUGGACUGCCUCGAGGAAGGGAGGAAACAUGACAAGGGGAUGGAAGGCCUGCACCAACAUGGAAGUGAGAUGACAUCACCUGCAAUGUUUGAGAUGAAGGAAACCAAGUAUGUUCCUCUAGAACCAUAUGUGCCGGAAGAUCAGAUAUUCGAGGCUGAAGCCGAGGAUACUUUCAAUUUUGAUGAUGGAUCUGGCAAUGAGGAGAUCUUACUUCAGCGCAAGAUCCUCAAGGAAGAAUCCCAAAAUCUGUUGCGCGAGCUGAGGCACGUCCUGGUGUUCCGAGCAGCCGAAUGGAGGCAGAGGGAACUGCAAGUCUAUAACAAGAUGGGGAAGGUGCCAACGGAAGAGGAACCUUUGCAGGAUCCUCUUUGUGAAUGCGAAGAGGAACAUGAUCUUGAUGAGCAAUCUUGGGGUCACAAUCGGAUACAAUUUCAGGCAGCUGACAACGAAGAGUCUGAAAGUGGCAAUUCAUUCAUGGCGGGGAUGCUACCUGUGAACCCUCAUCGGUUGGCCCUAGACGCCGCAUUACUGUCUAAGAAUUUCAGUGUUGGUGAUUGCAACACAUUUGGAGAAGAGGACACCGAUUCCGAAUCCGAUCAAGAGAAGCUUGAUCCUGAUUCUUCCAGGGGUCUCUGGCAUCCCCCCCGCAUGAGUGCCAGACGCCUUCUCAUCAAGGUCAGCACAUGGGAGAAAUGGGGUCAAUAUUGGAAGGGCGUGCUUCAGGACUACAAAGACGUAGGAAAGGGUAUCGUUCUUGAGUCGAAGAAUCGUCCCUUGAAGACUGCCAUCUACGGUUUUGGUCUUGCUGCCGUAUGCUACACGAUACAUGCCAAUCCGAACAAGCAGCACUUCCAUGACAGGGUGAAGGAGGUAGCCAAUGAGAUUGCGACUCUUCCAGAGCACCUGCGCAAUCCACGGGCAGUAAAGCGUACGGAUUUCCUCGUGAAGGCACUGAGAGACGGAGAGGUCAGGGUCUUGAGCUUGGGCCUCUUCUCCCUCGCCUGGGUCGAUAACCACCAUCCAGACUGCGACCUGUACUGGGCACAGUGCCGCUUUCUGAGGCCGCGUUACGUCACCUUCCACGAGCGUGUCGUGGACGUGGGGUUCCUAGGUCGGUGGCUGGUGCUGGAGCAUUGGACUUCAGACUAUGAUAAUGGGAGUGAGAAGUCACUCUUUGUGACCGUCGGGACGACAUCUUUCGACCUCCUCGUUGCCACCGUCACCCAGAGCAACUUCCUGUCCCUUUUGUCACGCUUGGGGUACAAGAAACUCGUCUUGCAGAUCGGCCGAGGAACGUUCCAGCCCGACGUCAUGGUCUCGGGUCGGCUCAUGAUCGAGUGGUUCCGCCACAAGCCGUCGAUCGAGGCCGAGAUCCAAGCGGCUUCCCUGGUGAUAAGCCAUGCGGGUGCUGGCACGUGCCUCGAGGUCCUUGGUGCCCAGAAGCCUCACAUUGUAGUUGUCAAUGAAGAUCUAAUGGGAAAUCAUCAGAUGGAACUAGCUCAGAAGUUGUAUGAAGAAGGGCACCUCCUAUACUGCACAUGCGAGACUCUCCUCGACACUUUGCAAUCGGCAGACCUGUCUGCACUUCGACCCUUCCAUCGAGGAAGCCCGAGAGAAUUUGCAGAGUUCCUCGACACCAAGAUCGACUCGUUCUUUUGUGAUUGA
This is a messenger RNA of Darwinula stevensoni, 6129 nucleotides long. The record is from the annotation of a GenBank genome assembly. NCBI's taxonomy places the organism in Eukaryota, Metazoa, Arthropoda, Ostracoda, Podocopida, Darwinulidae.